GAAAGAAGAGAGAGAGAGAGAGAGAGAGUGAAGAGAGUAGAAAUGGAGAGGAGUUUAAGUGUUUCAAUGGGAGGAGGAUUUGAUGAUACUUCCAAGUUUGAUGAUGAUGGUCGCCCCAAACGAACUGGAACGGUAUUGACUACAAGUGCCCAUAUCAUAACAGCGGUGAUAGGAUCAGGAGUGUUAUCUUUGGCAUGGGCUACAGCACAGUUGGGAUGGAUAGCAGGACCAGUUGCUCUCGUUGCUUUCUCAGUCAUAACUUGGUUCACUUCUCUCCUUCUUGCUGACUGUUAUCGCGCCCCUGAUGGCUCUCGCAACUACACCUAUAUGGAUGCUGUUCGUUCCCAUCUCGGAGGAAUGAAAGUUCAGCUAUGUGGAAUAGCUCAAUAUAGUAAUCUUGUUGGCAUAACCAUUGGAUAUGCAAUCACCACAUCCAUCAGCAUGGUGGCAAUUAAAAGAUCAAAUUGCUUUCAUAAGCAUGGUCAUGCUGCUGGUUGUCAUGAGUCAAAUAAUCCUUUCAUAAUUAUAUUUGGGAUUUUCCAAAUUAUUCUAAGCCAAAUCCCAAACUUUCACAAGCUUUCAUUUCUCUCCCUCAUUGCUGCUGUUAUGUCUUUUGCUUAUUCUUUCAUUGGACUUGGUCUCUCUAUUGCCAAGAUUGCAAAUGAUGGAGUAAAUGGAGACACGAGCUUAACAGGAACACGAAUUGAAAAGGAAUUGUCAGGCACAGACAAGAUGUGGAACACCUUCUCUGCUCUUGGAGAUAUUGCCUUUGCCUAUGCUUUCUCUACUGUUCUUAUUGAAAUUCAGGACACACUGAAAUCCCAUCCAAGAGAGAAUCAGUACAUGAAAAGGGCUAGCUGUAUUGGUAUCUCUGUGUCAACAAUAUUUUACAUGCUCUGUGGACUUAUUGGGUAUGCUGCAUUUGGAAACAAAGCUCCUGGAAACUUUUUAACAGGAUUCGGUUUCUAUGAACCUUUCUGGCUUGUUGAUUUCGCUAAUGUCUGCAUUGUCGUUCAUCUUGUUGGAGCUUACCAGGUGUUCUGUCAACCAAUAUUUGCAUUUGUAGAAGGUUGGAGCAAACAGAAAUGGCCAGAAAGUAAAUUCAUAACAAGAGAAUAUAUGAUUAACCUUUCACCCUUGGGGCUGUUCCCUUUCAGUUUUUACAGGCUGGUGUGGAGAACUGCAUAUGUGAUAUUCACAACCAUAUUAGCCAUGCUAUUCCCAUUCUUCAACGAUUUCGUCGGGCUUCUGGGAGCAGCCUCAUUUUGGCCACUCACUGUCUAUUUCCCAAUUCAAAUGUACAUUGCACAAGCCAAGAUUCCUAAAUAUUCAUUUACCUGGAUUUGGUUGAAGAUAUUGAGUCUUGUGUGCUUGAUUAUCUCGCUCCUUGCUGCUGCUGGAUCUGUUCAAGGCCUUAUCAAGUCUCUUCAGAAAUUCCAGCUCUUUAAAUCUGAGUCUUGAAGUUCCUGUGACUAAUGUGUAUAGAAUAAGGAUGGAAGAAAAAAUCUCCAUCUUUCAACCUUCCUUUUAUUUAUAUUUAGUGACAUACAGGACAGUUUUCCUUUACUUACUUAAAGGCAUAAACAUUUGUACUAUGUUGUAAGACUUAUUUCCUAGCUUUGGUGUUACAGUGUUGCAAUAGUUUGAUACA
Molecule: messenger RNA, 1651 nt
Organism: Nicotiana tabacum (common tobacco)
Lineage: Eukaryota; Viridiplantae; Streptophyta; Magnoliopsida; Solanales; Solanaceae
Product: amino acid permease 6
Source: RefSeq, a predicted model, not a curated record